This is a messenger RNA of Punctularia strigosozonata HHB-11173 SS5, 930 nucleotides long. Its product is annotated as kinase-like protein. Gene Ontology annotation, cellular component: cytoplasm. The transcript has 2 exons. Gene Ontology annotation, molecular function: ATP binding; tau-protein kinase activity; protein serine/threonine kinase activity. Gene Ontology annotation, biological process: intracellular signal transduction; microtubule cytoskeleton organization; protein phosphorylation. Bases 1 to 930 code for a protein of 309 amino acids. Lineage: Eukaryota; Fungi; Basidiomycota; Agaricomycetes; Corticiales; Punctulariaceae. The record is from RefSeq and is a predicted model, not a curated record.
AUGCGGGCCCACCGGGGAAGGUUCGAUCUCCGAUUCGGACCCUACAUCCUCCUGGAGACUAUCCAUCGACAUGGCUCCUGGAAGGUCAAGUCCGCGUUGCACGGCGAGACGGGAAGGAAGGUCGCGAUACGACUGGUCAAAAAGGCUGAUCUGAAAAGCCCGACGUUUCGGCGAAGGGUAGAGCAAGAAGUGGAUAUACUCGGAACGCUUGUGCACCCCAGCAUUGUGGCCUUCCAUGGGGUGGAGGAAACCGAGACGUUCGUCGGCCUGGCUCUCGACCACGACGAUCCGCGGUCUUUGACCAGUCACGUCCUCGCGCGGGGAUAUCUCACGGCGCCAGAGGCGCGCAAGCUCUUCUCAGAGCUCAUAUCCGGCAUCUGGUACAUGCACCAGAAAAGGAUCGUCCACGGCAACCUCACGCUCGAGAGCGUGGCCCUGAACAGCCACGGCGAUAUCACCAUAGGCGACUUUAGCUCCGCCCUCGUCGUCAGCCACGGCGACGACCUCGUGCAGCCGCACGCGCGGACGCCGAUCUACGCCGCGCCCGAGCUGGUCGCGACUAACGUGUGCCUCGGCGCCGUGGGCGACGUCUGGUCGUGCGGCGUCAUCUUAUACGCGAUGCUCGCGGGGCGCCUGCCAUGGAGCGACGGGCUGGAAGUGGACGUGAAGGCGGACGAGGAGGACGACGUGAAGCAGCUCUAUCGGUUCAUCGCGUGCGUGCCCGCCGUCUGCCCGGGACACGUGGAAGACGACGCGGAGGACCUGGUGCUGCGCAUUCUCAUCGCGAACCCGCUGAGGCGCGCGGAUGUGCGAACGGUCAUGGAGCAUCGCUGGCUAGAGCGGUCGAGGCGUCUUUUCGACAAGAGCGUCGAGGAAUUGGAGAAGGCGGCUAUGGAGCUGCGUCGUGUUCAGGCACGAGAGUGGGUAUAG